Messenger RNA from Musa acuminata subsp. malaccensis (wild Malaysian banana), 2816 nucleotides. Its product is annotated as protein ROOT HAIR DEFECTIVE 3. Lineage: Eukaryota; Viridiplantae; Streptophyta; Magnoliopsida; Zingiberales; Musaceae. Gene Ontology annotation, cellular component: endoplasmic reticulum. Gene Ontology annotation, molecular function: GTP binding; GTPase activity. Gene Ontology annotation, biological process: endoplasmic reticulum membrane fusion. The record is from RefSeq and is a predicted model, not a curated record.
UCGUUCCUUUCCGUUUGAUAUUUAGCUCUCCGUCAUCUUGUUCUGCUGCUGCUCUUCUGAAACCCGACUGUGGAGAGGCCUUCCGCUGACCAUCUCCUCCUACCGCAGAAAAAAAAAUGGAUGAACAUUAUUGUUCUACCCAACUUAUUGAUGGAGAUGGUGCAUUCAAUGUUGCUGGCAUCGAAAAUUUUAUUAAGAUGGUGAAGUUGGCUGAGUGUGGACUAUCCUAUGCUGUGGUCUCUAUUAUGGGCCCACAAAGUAGUGGUAAGAGCACACUUUUGAACCAUUUGUUUGGCACCAAUUUUCGAGAGAUGGAUGCUUUUAGGGGAAGGUCACAGACUACUAAAGGCAUUUGGCUAGCGAGAUGUGCUGAUAUUGAGCCAUGUACAAUCGUUAUGGAUUUGGAGGGUACCGAUGGAAGAGAGCGAGGGGAGGAUGACACAACAUUUGAGAAGCAGAGUGCACUUUUUGCUUUAGCAGUUUCAGAUAUAGUCCUUAUAAACAUGUGGUGUCAUGAUAUUGGUCGAGAACAAGCUGCAAACAAGCCUCUUUUAAAGACAGUAUUUCAGGUGAUGAUGAGGUUGUUUAGCCCUCGUAAAACAACAUUACUAUUUGUCAUACGUGAUAAAACCAAGACACCGCUGGAAAGUCUUGAACCUAUUCUCAGGGAGGAUAUUCAGAAGAUAUGGGAUAAUGUUCCAAAACCACAAGUUCAUAAAGAAACUCCUCUUAGUGAAUUUUUCAAUGUACAAGUUGUGGCUCUUUCAAGUUACGAAGAGAAAGAAGAACAAUUUAAAGAACAGGUUGCAAGUUUAAGACAAAAAUUUUAUCAUUCUAUCGCACCUGGUGGCCUUGCUGGAGAUCGACGUGGGGUCAUUCCUGCUUCAGGAUUUUCAUUUAGUGCACAGCAGAUAUGGAAGGUUAUCAAAGAGAACAAGGACCUUGACCUGCCUGCACACAAGGUUAUGGUAGCCACUGUACGUUGUGAAGAAAUUGCUAAUGAAAAGCUUGCUUUCAUAAAUGCUGAUGAGGAGUGGCUUCAACUUGAAGAAGCUGUUCAGCAUGAUCUUGUUCCAGGUUUUGGAAAGAAGCUCAGUGCAAUAUUGGACAAGUGCUUGUCUGGAUAUGACAUGGAAGUUAUUUAUUUUGAUGAAUCUGUUAGGACUUCAAAGAGACAAGAACUUGAAACAAAACUUCUCCAGCUAGUAAAUCCUGCAUAUCAAUCCAUGUUGGGGCACGUUCGGGCAAAAACUUUAAAUGACUUUAAGGAAGCUCUUGACAAGGCUAUUGAAAGAGAAGGAUUUGCUGUUGCUGUACAUGAUUGCACUCAAUCUUUCAUGUUAAAGUUUGAUAAGGGCUGUGAAGGUGCUGCUAUUGAACAAGCAAGAUGGGACCCCUCGAAAGUUCGGGAAAAGCUUCGGCGAGAUAUUGAUGUUUAUGUAACUUCAGUUCGUGCUGCAAAGCUUUCUGAGCUUACUACACUGUAUGAGGGACAACUCAAUAGAGCUCUUUCAGAACCUGUAGAAGCUCUUCUUGAUGCGGCUAGUGAUGAUACUUGGCCAGCAAUAAGGGAACUUCUCCAACGAGAGACCAAAUCUGCUAUUUCUGGAUUUUCUUCUGCACUUUUAGCAUUUGAUCUUGACCAGGCAACUGUUGAUAAAAUGAUCUUACAGCUAGAGGAAUAUGCUAAAAGUGUUGUUGAAUCAAAGGCAAAAGAAGAGGCUGGAAGAGUCUUGAUCCAUAUGAAGGACAGAUUCUCGACAUUGUUCAGUCACGAUGCUGAUUCCAUGCCAAGAGUUUGGACAGGAAAGGAAGACAUAAAAGCAAUCACAAAAACUGCUCGCUCUGCAUCUCUGAAAUUGAUGUCUGUACUGACUGUUAUUCGUUUGGAUGAUAAAAAUGAUAAAAUCGAGAAUGCUCUCUCACUUUCUUUGAUGGAUGCUUCUGAUAGUGGUGGUUCAAGCCGAAGCAUCCAAAUUCUUGAUCCGCUUGCUUCAAGUUCAUGGGAAGAGGUUCCACAAACAAAAACUUUGAUUACUCCAGUCCAAUGUAGAUCAUUGUGGAGACAGUUCCAAUCAGAAACCGAGUAUACUGUCACUCAGGCUAUUUCAGCUCAGGAAGCCAAUAAGCGUAACAAUAGCAUGUUGCCCCCUCCGUGGGCAAUUGUUGCCAUUCUUAUCUUGGGGUUCAAUGAAUUUAUGACACUUCUUAGAAAUCCUCUCUACUUGGUCGUCAUAUUUGUCAUCUUUUUGGUCGGCAAAGCCCUAUGGGUUCAGCUAGACAUAUCGGGUGUAUUCAGCAAUGGAGCUCUUCCUGGGCUGCUAUCCUUGUCCACAAGGUUUCUUCCAACCGUGAUGAACAUCCUUAAGAGAUUGGCAGAUGAGGGCCAACGACCUGCGGCUCCAGAACGCAAUAGGAAUCAAGAACUUGAGACAAAAAGCUUUCGGAAUGGCAUGCGUAGCAAUUCGUCAUCGGAUGCAUCCUCUAAUAUAACAUCAUCGGAUAGCGGAAUUGAGUACUCAAGUCUACCAAGGCAAUAACGACCAUGCCGUGUUUCGGUCGGCUGACUUUGUGUUUACCUGUGUUUUCUCUUUCUUUUUCUUUAAUUUGAUAUUUGGCCAACUGUGCAAGAGCAUCUCGUUUUCUUGAGAUGCUCUUUCUUUGAUUAUGGCCGGAGCGCACAAAUGUAGUGUGUUAUAAGAUUCACUAGAUUGUACAAGAAACCAUCCUGAUGUAUUUGUUCUCAAAAGAUCUUGAAGCAUCCGUGUGAACCUCCAUGUUGCAUUUAUUAUCUUCACGGUUGUGUUCAUAUGCAA